Messenger RNA from Puntigrus tetrazona (Sumatra barb), 926 nucleotides. RefSeq names its product vicilin-like seed storage protein At2g18540. Lineage: Eukaryota; Metazoa; Chordata; Actinopteri; Cypriniformes; Cyprinidae. Bases 156 to 863 code for a protein of 235 amino acids. The transcript is spliced from 4 exons. The record is from RefSeq and is a predicted model, not a curated record.
UCGCGUGGUUGAAUGUGCGGUUCACUUUAAGCGGAAAACAAUAAACGUGUUGUAAUUUACGAUAGGGGGCGGUAGCGCGCUGUAACUCAGUAUUACCCAGCAGGAGAAGAAAACAAUGCUAAACAAAAAAAAUAUAUAUAAAAUGAGCUCGGAGGAUGGAGUCUUUUAAAUGGACCGAUGCCAACACGACAGAUCUGAUCGUAUGGAGAGUCAGUAACGACAGCCUGUUUACAGGCAGGAGAAAUGCAGCCAUCAAAGCCUUUGAGCUGUACGUCAAAGAGAAACAGCUGGCGGGGAAAGUGACGCCUGCGUGGGUCCGAAAGAAGUGGGAGAACCUGAAACAGAAGUAUAAGGACCUCAAAAGCCUCAGCAUGGUCGGGGGAGACGCGUCAGUUGCAACCUGGAAGUGGUUUGCGAUCAUGGAUGGAGCACUGAGUGGCGAGACCCCUCUCAACCGUUUCAUCACGCCCGUCCAAGUGUCCUCAUCUGCUCAGGACGCUCCUCCCAUCAAGCAGAGAAAGGAUGAGGACUGGUCGACAGCCCUGUGGGAGAUGGAAAGGAGACAGGAGGAACGAGAGAGGCAAGCUUCAGAGAGAGAGGACGAGAGAGACAGACGAGCUGCAGCAAGAGAAGAAGAGCGAGACAGACGGGCUGCGGAGAGAGAAGAAGUGAGAGAGAGACAGGCGCUGGAGAGGGAAAGAGAACUCUUUGCCAGACAGGAACGUUGGGAGAAGGAGAUGAUGGCUAGAGAAGAAAGGCAGGAAAGGGACUACAGAGAAAGAGAGGAGAGGAGAGAAAGAGAAGCUGCCGCUAGAGAAGAAAGGCUUUUUAAGCUUCUUGAGUCAUUUAUGGCCAAUAAGUAAAACUGUGACCGAUACAUUCCAAGAAUUGCUUAUUUUCUACAAAUAAACUCUUUUGCAUUGCCA